AUGGCGCAGAACAUGCUUGCGACCGCGGAGCUUUCGAGCCGGACGGAUACAAACAAUGAAGCGAUUGAACAGGACAUCCGAGAGAUAUGCGCAGAGGUGCUGCGCCGGCCGGUGGGAAAGAUCAAGUUGAACAAGUCGUUUGUCGCGCAGGGAGGAGACUCUCUGCUGGCAAUCAAGCUGAUGGCGCGUUGCGGAGAGGCGGGGUAUACAAUCACGAUCAAUGAUAUGCUUCAGGCGACGAGUCUUCGCCAGCUAUGCCAGUCGGUGCAAGUGGUAGAGGGGAGAAGCGCGCCGUCGAAAUCGUCGCCUCCCGCGCUAGACGGACCUGCUGGCAGCGUGGAAGUCCGGACUGCACCAUUAACGGCCGCGCAAAGAAUAUAUGCUUUGACGAAAGCUUGGGAUGCCAAGUUGUUUCAACUAAAGGGCGGAGUUGCGGAAUCGUCGCUUUCUGCGGCACUGAACUCUCUUGUUAGCCGACACCCUAUCCUCCGAGCGAACUUUAUAACACUCGAGAACAACGAAUUGAAACUCACGUACGACACGACCGGAAACUUCGCCCCCCGACGAGUGCGGAUCCCGACGAGCUCAGAGCACUCAGAGAAGGAGUUCCUGGGUGACAGGUGGGAAGGGGACGAGACGGAGAAGGGAAGUUUCUUCGCGGCGACCGUGUUUGUGCAACACCAACCAGACACGUGCCUCGCCCGCCACCUCCGGCUCGACCUUCACCGCGCCCUCGUCGACGCUGCCUCCUGGAACAUCAUUCAAAACGAUCUUGAUGAUGCGCUAAGCGGCAAAUACAUCGCGAGCGACAAUCCAGGCCCUCAGUUCGACACCUGGAUAAGAUCGCAGAACCGCACGGAUUUCGACUUCGAUUGGCCGAUACUGGCUAAAGACACGGAGCGGCAGCCGAACGGCGACGAACCUAGAGGAGGAAAGAGACAUGGACUGGAGGAGCACAGCGGUUUCGCGGAGGUGGUUGUUUUGGAAACAGAGGCAGAAGGUCUGGGAAAGCUGGACGAUAGAGCUAUCCACGCGGUGCUCCGUACCCAACCCGAGGACUUUGUCAUCGCUGCACUCGACCUUGCGCUGAAGGGAGUGAGGAAGUCGGAGGAGGCUUUCGCCUUCGGGUUGAUCUCAGAUGGCAGGCACGGGGCGGGCCCCGAGCUGUCAGGGACGGUAGGCUGCUUCGACACAGUCACACAUCGAUCGGUCGAAAGGGAGCAUGAGGAGAGCGGAAUAGGCCUUCUGCGAAGAGUCAAAGAUACGCGCAUGGGCUUUACGACAAGCGGGCGUACACCAACAGGCGGCAUUGAAGGGAAAUAUGUUCUCCUACAUCUGGGGCAACUAUCGAUGGUGCCUCAACUAAGGGACGGUACGCUCCAUGAGGUCUUCCAUCACGAUGAUUUCCGUAUACUACCUCCAGAGUGCUUAGCAUUCAUCGAACCUUUUUGGGAGCAGCAGCAGCUUAAGCUACGUCUGCGGUCCCAGUCACCCGAUCUCGGUAGGGAACAACUGGGUCAGGUCGCUGGCACGUUCCGCGCGGCCUUGAAAGAGUUGAUCGCCGAGUGUCAAAUGAGCCAACCUCAAGGCACCCUAAGCGACUUUCCCUUCCUCCAGAUCGAUUACCCAGAACUUGACAAUCUCGUAUCGACUCAGCUCAAGACCGUGACGGCCGACCCUUUCCACGAUAUCGAAGCGGUAUUCCCCUGCGCGCCGCGACAGGAAGCGUUCUUGGUGGCCCAGGCCGUUUAUCCCGAACUGUACCAAUGCUCUUUCGUUGUUAACCUGAGCACCGGAAGCUCAGACACGGAAGUCGAUUUCAGUCGUCUGCGCGAUGCGUGGGGUCAGCUUGUUGCCCGCCAUUCCGCUCUCCGAACAGUGUUUAUAGAAAGUUCAAACCGUCAAGGAAAGUUCGAUCAAGUGGUGCUGAGAGAGGGAAUCGGUUCCAUUACUUUGAUUGAGGAUGCAGAUGAGGACGUCGCUCGGCAGCUCGCAUGUCGUCGUCCAGUCACGUUCAAGAACUAUGGGGAGACUCACCAGGUCACGUUUUGCAGAAUCUCGUCGUCCGCAGUUUGCGUCCGUCUCGAUAUGUCGCACGCCCUGGUCGAUGGGCUGUCUGCUCAGGUACUAAUGCGGGACCUGUCCCAAAUUUACAGCAACAAGAAACUAGCCACCCGCGUCAUGGCAUAUCGCGACUUUGUUGAUUAUCAAGCACGCCUGAACAUGGACAAUUCGGCGGCUUACUGGUCGAAUUACCUUUCUGGAGCUCAGCCAUCUCACUUUCCCUUAUACGGCGACAACAUGAGCCGCCGAGAUCUUCGGACCGUCAGGGCGGAUAUUAUUCUGGGUUCGGAGGAGCUUGGAGAAUUCUGUGGUAAGUUUAACGUUACGCCAGCUAACAUUUGCCAGGUAGCCUGGGCGCUCGUGCUCAGGUCCUAUACCGGGUUGGAAGAUAUUUGUUUCUCGUAUGCAACGUCUGGUCGAGAUCUGCCUCUCAAUGGAAUCAACAACACAGUCGGAGCAUUCCUCAAUGCUGUCGUCUGCAGGGUCAAGGUGCCACCAACAACAACUGUCCCAGAAGCCUUGCUACGAGCCAAGACCGACUUUGUGGAAAGCCUGGCCCACCAAUACUACUCGGCUGUGGACGAUGCACAGUCCGGAGAAUUUGCCCGUUUCAAGACCAACACAUUGAUGUCAUGCCAAAGAAAAGCAGCAUCUGAACUGGCGGGAUCUGGUCUUGCUGUAGAGUUGGUUGACGCCGCCAAUCCAAACGAAGUAAGUUUUGGCCAUGGCCAUGUUCGAGUGAUUUACGCUAACCACAGUACAAAGUACGAUAUGUCAAUCAACAUUCAGAUUGGCUCCGACGGCCUAGAGGUGAUGAUCGACUACUGGCAUUCGCGAAUCGGACAACGCACGGUAGAAAGCGUCGCGCAGUCUUUCCGACAAGCAUUCCUCAACCUUGUUCAGCAAAAGGAUGCCGCAUUGGGAGAGAUCGAUAUCAUCACCCCUUGGGAGAUUGAUCAGCUUCGUCAAUGGACCAAAGACAUCCCUCCGAAGGUUAAUUACCGUAUUCACGACAAAGUCUACGAGCAGCGACUCCGCCAACCUGAUGCCUGGGCUGUACAGGGCUGGGACGGGGACUUGACAUACCAGCAGCUAGAUGAUACAGCCAAUAAGCUAGCCCUUUACCUUGCUAGUUUGGGUGUACAACCGGAAACAAAGAUUCCGAUUUGCUUUGACAAAUCAAAAUGGGCAGUGAUAUCACAGCUAGCAAUUCUCAAGGCGGGAGGCUGUGUUGUUCCCCUAGGGACUAAGCAACCGGCAUCAAGGACAAACCUCAUCCUAAAGGACUUACAAGCAACCAUCGUCCUAACGACCGACAAGUACGCCUCUCGCUUUACCGAGCUUGUGAGCCACACUGUGCUCAUUGAUGAACCGUUCGUAGCUGGCUUGGCGCCCGCUGAGAUGGUUCCUUGCUCCGCGACAGUCGACAACUCCGCCUUCAUCAUCUACACCAGCGGCUCAACCGGCGUCCCGAAGGGUGUCGUGCUCCCACAUGCAAGCCUUUGCACUAGUCUCGAGCAUAUGGGUACUAGAUUCAAGCUCGGCCCAGAAACCCGCACGGUUCAAUUCUCCGCAUACACUUUCGACAUCUCUAUCCAAGAUAUCUACACUACAUGGCACUACGGCGGCUGUCUCAUCAUCAUUUCGGAGGAAGAUCGCAUUAGCAAUCUCGCAUCUGCCAUGGUCAAAUAUCGAGUCAACUGCGCUGGGCUUACCUCAACCGUGGCCGGGAUGAUAUUCCCGCAAGACGUGCCAACGCUGCGGACGCUGGUCCUGCUCGGCGAGGCCGUGAAACCCGCAGUGGUCGAGCAAUGGAUCGAUCACGUCGUUGUCUUCAACGCUUACGGACCUUCGGAAUGCUCGAUGCAAGCUAGUAUAAAUCAACUCACCCCUGGCUGCAAUGCCCUGAACAUAGGUUGGCCCUUCGCAGGCGCGCUUUGGGUCGUCGAUCCAAACGACUACAACCGCCUUGUCCCAAUUGGAGCUCCCGGAGAAUUGCUUAUCGAGGGCCCAAUCCAAGCGCGUGAGUAUCUCAACAAUCCUGCGAAAACCGCAGAAGCUUUCGUAUCCAACGCAGCAUGGAUGAUCAAGAACGGAUUUGGGUCCGGUAGGCGUCUCUACCGGACUGGAGAUCUCGUCCAGCAGAAUCCGGAUGCGUCUAUCACAUAUAUUGGACGUCGCGACACACAGAUCAAGGUGCGAGGCCAACGCGUUGAGGUUGGUGAGAUUGAGCAUCAUCUGCUGCAACUGGAUGGGGUCCUCGACGCCGCUAUCAUUUACCCUAAACAUGGCCCUUGCCAAGAGCGCUUGGUCGGCCUUCUCACAUUGCGCGACUUCUUUGCUGGAAAGAAUGCAGGGCAAGAGGUGGUCCCAGUGCCUACGGAAAAGCUUCCUUGCACAAAAGGCCAAAUGGCUGCUGCUGCCGAGCAGCUUUCCGAACACGUCCCAGAACACAUGGUCCCAAAAAUCUGGAUUCCUUUGGAAAGCAUGAUGCCGCAGAACGACUCUUCAAAGUUAGACAGGAAGAAGCUAGGUUUAUGGCUCGAGGCCCUUGACCCUUCCUUCCUAGAAACCCUUAGCAAUCCAUCUGAUGCUGGAGCUGAAGGCCGAGAGCCGGAGACCGUUCUGGAGCGUCAUGUCCACAACGCGUGGGCCGAUGUUUUGCGUUUACCCGCCAGUCAAAUUCCCAUCGAGCAUAAAUCAUUCCUUAGCGUAGGAGGAGAUUCGAUUACUGCUAUGCAUGUCGUUUCAUGGUUACGGAUGCGCGGAGUAUCGGUCGCGGUGCGAGAUGUGCUUGAGAGCAAGUCCGUGGCUCAGCUUGCGCAAGUUGCUAAAAUGAAGGAUGGAAACUCAGAGGCUGCGGACGAGUCAUUCCCUCUAUCACCGAUGCAACAGUGGUACUUUGAGUCAAUUGCCGCCACUGAAUCGCCUCUCGAGUCUCGUGGUCCCGAUCUAUACAAUUCCAGUGUCUGCUUGGUGCCUCGGCAGCCACUUGAAUUCUCCAAUCUUGCCCAAGCCAUCAGCGCUCUCGUCUCCAGGCAUCCCGUCUUGCGAUCUAGAUUCCAGCCCGGCAGUGCUGGCAGCUUGCGGCAAACGAUCCUCGACGACUCCCCGCAAUCCUAUAUCCUGAAGAAUCACACCGUGCCCACGCAGGGAGACGCAGAAGCCAUCAUAGCCGAGGCUCAUGGCAACUUGGAUCUCGAAAAAGGUCCCGUGUUCUCUGUUCAUUACAUUGCCGUGGAAGAGGCUUCAAAGACAUCGCUUGUUUUCAUGACAGCCCAUCGUCUGGUUGUCGAUAAUGCCUCUUGGAGGAUCAUUCGCCGGGACUUGAGCACCAUACUACAAGGACAACAAGUACCCACAUCGACUUCCUUGCCUUUCCAGACCUGGGUCAAGCUGCAGGCUGAAAAGAGUGAAAAGUCUGCGCUUCUGUACGAUCUGCCAACGGCUGACCUCGAGUACUGGGGCUUGAAGGGUGGCAACACCCACCAAGAUGAAGCUAUUGAAAAUGUGGUUUUCAAGGCUCACGACAUCAAGGCUCUGUUUGACGGCGCCAACAGAGCUUUCCGCACCGAGCGCGUUGAAGUCCUUCUCGCUGCGCUGUUCAAGUCAUUCCGUGAGACUUUCCCCGAUCGACAAGUUCCAGCCAUCUUUGACGUGCACCAUGGUCGGGAUAGUGAUGAAGAUGACUUUGAUGUCUCUAGGACGGUUGGGUGUUUGGAAAGCAUGACUCCGGUGCACAUCCCCCCGGAUGAGUCAAAUCAGUUAUUGGACAUUGUCAAGCGAACCAAGGAUGCAAGACGCAGCGCAAUUAAAAAACGGCCAGAGAUCUUCCGCCAUCACCAGGUUGAAGUGCUGUUCCGCUACUGUGAAACGUCAGCUGCAGACGACAUCUUCGAAAGAAAGCAGGCCAGCGGAGUUGAGACAUCUCCAGUCGGCGAAAAGGUCCCCCGUGGGUGCGUCUUCAAUAUUGAUGUUCUCGCUUUGCAGGACGAAGUGCGUAUCAAUUUCAAGUUUAAUCGACACAUGAAGAACCAGCAGAAGGUUCGCCAGUGGACGAACUCGUAUCUCAACAGCAUCAGCGCGAUGAUAUCUGAGCUAUCGACCGCAGCACCUGCCUUCACUGUGACCGACUUUCCGCUGCUCCAACUGACUUCAGAGACCGUGAAGGCUCUCCAGGAUCAUGUUCUGCCCGAGGCGGGAGUCAAACCAGAGAUGGUCGAAGACAUUUACCCUUGUUCUCCCAUCCAGCAAGGGAUCCUGAUGAGUCAAGUGAAAUCUCCCUCCGAGUACUAUAUCCAGCAGUCCUUCGAGAUACAACCAACAGCGUCUGAUGCUCCAGUCAACGUUGCCCGUCUCCUUGCUGCCUGGCAAGUGUUGAUGAGCCGCCACCCUAUGCUCCGCACACGAUUUGUUCGGUCGGUGUCUGGCUCCAGCGAACGUAUGUUUAAUCAGGUUGUCCUUAAGUCUUGCAAAGCGCACGUGGAGCGCAAGGAAUGUAGCGACGAGGACCUUACUGCUGCUCUAGCUGUCAAAGUUGAUUUAGAUGACCGCCAUGUUGACAAGCACAUUGGCCAUAAGCUGACUGUCUACUCCACACCCUCAAAUCGUGUUUUCGGGAACGUUAUUAUCAGCCACGCGCUGGUUGAUGCUUCUUCACUUAUGAUCAUUCAAACUGAGCUUGCUCAAGCCUAUGAUGGAAAACUCACACCCGACAUCCCGGGUCCGACGUACCGUGGCUAUGUUUCAUAUCUACAGAAGACUCCGGCGGACCAGGCGUUGCAGCACUGGACCAAGCGCCUCGCUGACGCUGAACCAUGUUACCUACCAGCUCUGACCGUGGACGGAACGCAGCCGGCCCCUGCCAAAGACACCGCACACCGCGAGCCCUUGCAAACCGUAUCUGUCGAUAUCGACUGCGUGGACAAGCUACAUAGCUUUACUGAGACUCAUGGCGUUACCGUCGCGAACGUCUUUCAACUCGUCUGGGCAAUGGUUCUUGCACAGUACACUGGCUCCCCCAACGUGUCCUUCGGUUACUUAUCCAGUGGCCGAGACGUUCCAGUCAAGGAUGUUGAGCAGUUGGUUGGACCACUCAUUAACAUGAUGGUGACCCAUAUCAAGCUCAACCACCAGGCCAGAGUUCAGAGCACCCUCAAACAGAUUCAAGAUGACUUCUUCGAAAGCUUCAACUACCAGCGAGCCCCCUUGAUUGAUAUCUGGCACUCCCUACAACUCCAGGGCCAGAGCUUGUUCAACACCGCGCUCUCUUAUCGCCACGUCGUGUCCGCAGAGAGAGACCAGCUCAGCAUCGCCCUGGAACAAGUUACUGGCGAAGACCCAACUGAGUACGAUGCUACGGUGAGUGUGUUUGCAUCGCCGGAUAAAAUCUCCGCUGCCCUGCAGUACUCACCUGCUUUCCUCUCGCACGAAAGCGCAAGCCGGCUGCUAGGCUGUGUCCAGCGAGGCAUUCGAUCUUUGGUUGCGAAUGGAGACGCUCGAGUUGGGGACUUGGAAACUCUCACGCAGAAAGACCUCGAACAAGUCCGCGUAUGGAAUGAUGAGAUUCCUGCCGUUGGUGGAGAUCGCCUCAUACACGAGUUGUUCGCUGAACAGCGGGUUAUUCGACCCGAUGCAACAGCUGUCUGUGCUUGGGAUGGCAACUUGACAUAUCAGGAACUUGAUGACCUGUCGAACACACUAUCUCACCAUCUGGUACAUGACUUGGGAGUAGGCCCUGAGGUAUUCGUGGCGCUUUGCUUAGAUAAAUCCAGGUGGGCAGUCGUUGCGCAGCUCAGUGUCCUGAAGGGGGGCGGUUGCGUAGUCUCCAUCAACCCCAAGCAUCCCACGCAGCGACUGGAGCUUAUCCUCAAGGACAUCAACGCCCCAGUGCUGCUGACUUCCCAGCAAUACUCUUCCCGGUUCACGAACCUGGUUCCACACGUCUUGAGCAUGAACGACUUCUUGUUCUCUACUAUCCCCAGACAGUCUCAGCCACCAAGGACCAACGUGGCUCCCGAGAAUGCCGCCUUUAUUAUUUACACCAGUGGUAGUACCGGUAUGCCAAAGGGUGUGAUUUUGACUCAUCUCUCCCUGUGUUUCAGUUUCCGUGCACAUGGUAAGGUUUACGAAAUGUCCCCCGCCACCCGAUCGCUCCAAUUCGCCGCGUACACCUUCGACGCUAGCAUUAGCGACAUCUGGGGAACCAUGUCUCAUGGAGGAUGCGUCUGCGUUAUAUCAGAAGAAGAACGCAUGAACAACCUCCAAAGUGUUAUUGAGGCCUACGGAGCGACCCACGCCCAGGUUACACCAACCGUAGCUGGCUUACUUGAUAUCGCCAAUAUGAAGUCUCUCACUACACUUGUUCUCGGUGGUGAAGCCGUCAGGGAAGCCAUGAUUGAAGAAUACGCCAAGGCAGCAGGAAGGGUAAAGGUCUUGAACGGAUAUGGCCCAUCGGAGGCUAGUAUCUACACUACCUGUAGUACCCCACUAGUCGACAAGAAGCAGGCCCUCAACAUCGGUCGCCCGCUGGUGGGGAGUGUCUGGGUGGUUGCCAAUGGCGAGACCAUAUGCCCCGUGGGUGCUGUUGGUGAGCUCUGGAUUGAAGGUCCACUCUUGGCUCGUGGCUACCACAAUGACCAGAAGAAGACGGACGCAAGCUUUGUGACGAACCCCAAGUGGGCCAGCGCUGUCGGACUUCAAGGUCAUCGCUUCUACAACACUGGUGACCUCGUCCGCCAGUCUUCCAACGGUGAUCUGAUCUAUCAAGCGCGGAAAGACUCGCAAGUCAAGAUCCGCGGCCAGCGUGUCGAAGUCGGCGAGAUCGAGUACCGCGUCAAGAAGCUCUUGCCAGCUGCGAAGAGCCUCGUGGCUAGUCUGAUUACGCCGGGCGGCAAUUCUUCCAACAUCAUGAUUGCCGUGACGAUGGAGCUAGAUGACCAGCUUCAACGCCAUCUCCUCUCUGACCCCAUUCAGGGCAUAUUCCUUCCAAACGCACCCCACCUCCGCGAUACGUUCAGUCGACUUCAUGCCUCUCUUUCCGAAGUCCUGCCGUCAUAUAUGCUGCCCCGUCUAUUUAUUCCCGUGGUGCAGCUCCCUCAAACAGCAUCGAGUAAACUCGACCGUCGCGCAAUCAAGCAGAUGCUCGAGAACCUGCCAGAAGAUGUCCUUUUCCAAUACUCCCUAUCAACUAAUUCAAGCGUUGCGCCCACCACUGAGAUGGAGAAGAAAUUGCAGGCACUUUGGGCCGCUGUCCUGAAUGCUGACCUUGGCCGUGUCGGCAUCUACGACCACUUCCUCCACUCCGGAGGUGACUCCUUUACUGCGAUGAAGCUUGUCUCAGCAGCCAACGCCGUCAAUAUCCCCAUUACCGUUGCCGAUGUCUUCCGCUACCCGAAGCUGCAGGACAUGGCUGCGCACCUUGAGACGCAGAUUUCACAACAUGAAACCUUCCAGGAUAUCCCCCGCUUCGCAUUAUGGAAAGAAGCGCAGACCACAGAUCACUCGGCUAAUGAAGAGGAAAUUUUGCGUGUUGCGAAACUUUGCGGCGCUUCUAUCGAAGACAUUGAAGAUGUGUAUCCAGCCACGCCGCUUCAGGAAGGCCUAAUGGCCAUCACCACCCAGCAACCUGGAUCCUAUAUCGGGCGCUGGGUAUUCCGAAUUCAAGAUACCACCGACACCGACACGUUCAAGAAAGCAUGGACAACCCUGGCUCAAAAGGCACCCAUUUUACGCACACGCAUUGUGCCUGGUCGGGAAUCUGGCGGAUUGCAAGUUGUUAUUCGAGAGUGCGUCAGCUGUGAGGAAGCCACAAAUCUGGAGCAGUAUUUGGACGGAGACCUCCACCUAUCCUUUAGCUAUGGGCAGCCUCUGGUGCGACAGGCAAUCAUCGACGAAAGAGACAAGCGGUACUUUGCCCUGAGUGCCCAUCACAGCGUUUACGAUGGCUACAGCUUAGGCAAGCUAUUCGAUGCAGUGGCACUUCUGUAUGAUGGGAAAGAUCUUGAUUCCACUCCUUCAUUCUCCCGUUUCAUUUCUUAUCUCGGUCAACAGGAUCAAGAUGCGGCCAAGUCUUUCUGGCAGUCCCAGAUCAAGGGCGAAGUUGGCGCGCCUUUCCCCUCACUCCAUCGACCGUCUUACAGACCGCAGCCAACGCAGAAGCUAAGCUCAAGUGUGGACAUUAUGUCUCUCGGAGGGUCGAACACACUCGCUUCUACGCUCAGGGCAGCAUGGGCUCUGGCGGUAUCAGCUUACGGUGGCAAUGAUGUGCUAUUUGGCGUGGCGCUCAGCGGAAGAGCUGCCCCAGUCCCAGGCAUUCUCGACAUACCAGCCCCAAUUAUCACGACUGUGCCUGUGCAUGUUCACAUCAAUCCUGAGCAGACGAUCGCUGAGUACCUAGCCGCGGUCCACCAGCAGAGCGUUGACAUGAUACCGUUCGAGCACACGGGCCUGCAAAACAUACGCCGCUUUGUAGGGCACGAGAUUGACCUCCCCCAUCUUUUUGCUGUUCAGCCAGCUCGCGAGCGUGAGAACUCCGUCCAUGGUAAGCUUCUGUCAUACGAGCAUGGCCAUGUCCCGGAGCUCAACCUUGACGGGUAUGCCCUUACCGUCGAAUGCAUUACAAGCGACACCCUCGGUGGCUCCGUAACAAUCGAAGCACACUUCGAUGAGGAAAUGAUUUCUACCACUCAGACCAAGAACCUGUUGAGUCGAUUCCGCCACAUUGUUGCGCAGCUUGGUGCGGUCGGCCAAGGCCACACUCAGCGGCGACUCGAGGAGCUUGACCUGCUAAGCGAACACGAGUUCACCCAACUAUUCGAAUUCAACCGCGGAAUUCCUGCUGUGAAGCAAGCCUUGGUUCACGAAUUGGUCUCUCAACAUGUUCCCACAGAACCUGAUGUCCCUGCCGUUUGUGCCUGGGAUGGUAACCUGUCGCGUGGAGAGUUGGACUACCUGGCUAACAAGUUAGCUCUACAUCUCACGACGCUUGGAGUUAAGCCUGAGUCCAUGGUCGCCCUCUGUUUGGACAAAUCCAAGUGGGCCUUGGUCGCAAACCUUGCAGUUCUGAAAGCUGGUGCUGCGGUCGUUCCGAUCAGAGCAAACCCCAUCCAGCGUGUACACGCCAUUUUGCAGGAGACGGGUAUCACCACAAUCCUCACGUCUCAGUGCUCAGUCUCAGCGCUUGAAGGACUGGUGCCCAACUUGCUAGCGAUGGGUGAUGAGCUACUACAGUCACUUGCGGCCCCCACCAUUCAACCUAUAUCCACUGUCACCCCUUCGAAUGCUGCCUUCGUUAUCUUCACAUCUGGAUCAACCGGUAAACCCAAGGGCGUUGUCGUCGAGCACGGCGCAAUGUCAACCAGUAUGCAAGCCCAUGGAAAGCUGUUUGGCAUGACUCCGAAGACGCGAGCCUUCAACUUCGCCCACUUCACCUUUGAUAUCUCCCUUCACGACAUCAUUUCCACGUUGCAGUUUGGUGGUUGCGUCUGUCUUCCCUCUGAACAAGAGCGAGUAGACGACAUGGCGGGCGCGAUGCGCAGAAUGGGCGUCAAUUACUCGUUCCUCCCUCCUCGUGUUAUUCAUACCAUCAAGCCGUCGGACGUCCCAGACCUCAAGACCUUGGUGGUUGGUGGAGAGGCAGUACAGGCAGAACACUUGGAGCCUUGGCUCGAUGGCGUCCGGGUUUUCAAUGCGUACGGUCCCACAGAGGCGUCUAUUGCAGCGACGGCAAAUGAGGUUUCGGAUCGCAGCCAGGUUUACAAUAUUGGUGGCGCCAUAGCAGGUGCUCUGUGGGUCGUGGAUGAGAACGACUACAACAGACUGCUUCCUCUUGGAGCUGUGGGUGAGCUUCUGAUUGAAGGUCCUCUACUUGCUCGUGGUUAUCUCAACGACCCAGUCAAGACGGCAGAUGCCUUCAUCAUGAACCCUGCGUGGACCUCCCAGUACUCCAUGCACGGAACCGCCGGAGAACAACCCACCGAACGUCGCAUGUACCGUACCGGUGACCUGGUGCGCCAGAUGGAAGACGGAUCCCUCACGUACGUCGGACGAAGCGAUGGUCAAGUUAAAAUUCGCGGACAACGAGUCGAGAUUGGUGAAAUUGAACACCACGUUAGCGAACAUCCGACCGUGGUCGAAAACGUAAUGGUCUACCCCCGCCGCGGCCCAGCACAGUCGCAGCUCGUUGGAAUUGUUACCCUGCACGGCUUCAUUUCCCCUGUCUCUGCAGACGACAUACAGACAACCCCGCUGGAUCAACUUCCUCAUGCUCUGGAGCAAACUUCAUCGGUCCGCCAGCACCUGCACUCAUGCGUUCCAGAUUACAUGAUCCCUAACUACUGGGUCUCGCUCACCUCCAUGCCGCACAACACCUCCGACAAGAUUGAUCGCCGUUGUCUCACUCAAUGGCUAGAGACCAUGGAUGUUGGCUGCUUUGAAGCGAUCACUCAGAGCCGAACGGAAGACAGCACAACUCCGACUACGCCCGAAGAGCAAAGUAUUCAAACAGUUUGGGCCGACGUGCUUCAUGUACCAGUCGGAAAGAUGUCGUUGAACCGUCCAUUCUUGAGCGUGGGUGGCGACUCUGUUACUGCCAUGCAAGUUGUCUCAAAAUGCCGCUUCCAGUACGCUAUCUAUGUUAGCGUUCGUGAUGUGCUGCAAUGUGACUCGAUCACCCAACUGGCGAAGAAGGCCGUGGUUAAGAGCACAUCUCCGACUACAGAUACACAACCCUCCACAUCCUCGGUCGCCCAAGCUCCACUCACCACUACGGUAUCAACGGUCUUUGAUAUUGACUCCCACGACUUGACCAAGCUUGAGGUGGAAGUCCUGCCGGCUGUUGGUGUUGACGGUUUGUCUCGGAUUGAAGGCAUCUACCACUGCUCUCCUAUCCAGCAAGGUAUCUUGAUGAGCCAGAUCAAGGAUGCCACAACCUAUCAAGUGCGUCAGGCAGGAGAGAUUCGAGGUGUUGACUCUUCUGUAGUCGACUUAAACCGACUUCUCCGCGCCUGGCAAUCCGUUGUCCAGCGUCACGCUAUUUUACGCACGUUCUUUGUCCCUAGCCCGUCGGGACAAGAGCUGUUCUACCAGGUUGUUCUCAAAAACUACACUCCCACAACUCCAGUCCUCCGGUUACGCAGUGUCGAUGAUUUCCUCGUCCAUACCGAAAACUCUGAGCGUCCGUUAUACAGGCCCGGCCAGCCGCCGUACCAGCUUACCCUGGCUCAGGCGUCUACGGGACAUGUUUACGCGCAGGUUGAUGUCAACCACGUUCUCAUGGACGCCUCGUCUAUGGAUCUCAUCCUGAGCGACCUCAUGCUAGCCUACGAUAAUGCCCUUCCAAGCUCGCCCGCUCCUUCCUACGGCACCUAUGUCUCGUUCCUUCAGCAGUCUUCUGCAUCGGAAUCCCUAAGCUACUGGAAGAACCGCCUUUCCGGUGCAGAGCCAUCGCAUCUUCCCCCUUCAACUGAGCUCGAUUCCGGAAAACGCUCUUUGAAGAGCGUAUCCGUGGAAGUGGACAACAUCAGACCACUACAAGAGUUCCGAGACGCGCAUGGGGUUACGAUUGCCAACAUUGCGCAGUUAGCCUGGGCUCUCGUUCUGUCCCGGUAUCUUGGUUCUCGCGAUGUCACCUUUGGAUAUCUGUCCAACGGUAGGGAUGCCCCCAUCGCGGGGAUUGAGGAGAUGGUCGGCCCGUUGAUCAACUUGAUGGUAACUCGAGUGCAGCUCGCCACAUCGGGAGCCACCGUCGCCGAGGCCGCGAAGCAGGUACAAGACAACUUCUUCGAUGCCUUCAGCCACCAGCGAGCCUCACUUGGCGACAUCCAGCACGCCCUCAAGGUUUCCGACCGCGGCCUCUUCAACACAACUAUGAUUUAUAAGCCUAAGGCUAUAACGAGUGCCCAAGACAGUCGCAGUCUCACGAUCGAGAGCCUCGCUGGAGAAGACCCCACUGAGUACGAUGUCCAAAUCAAGAUCGUUCCUGAUGAAAAUGGCCUGUCGGUAGACCUUGAAUAUGCCACCACUUUCCUGAACAAGGAGUCGGCUCAACGUCUACUGGGCAGCAUGCAAUGCGCUUUGUCUUCCAUUGCUGCCAAUCCCAACGCAAGCAUUGAUCAGCUCGACGUAAUACCCUCCACUGACGUUGAGCUGCUGCGCCGAUGGAAUUUCACGGUGCCACACACCGUUCCUGGUACCAUCCAUGACAAGAUCCAUGAACGAGCUGCCUCCCAGCGUGGCGCUCAAGCAGUUUGCGGCUGGGAUGGGAACUUGACGUACGCUGAGAUUACGGAUAUGUCAGACCGGCUUGCCCAUCACUUAAGAAGCUUAGGGGUUCGCGAAGAAGUCAUGGUUGGACUUUGCUUCGACAAAUCCUUGUGGACGGUGGUUUCCAUGCUUGCGACUCUCAAGGCCGGUGGUGUUAUUGUUCCUCUGGGUGUUCAGUUACCCGUCCAGCGUCUGCAACAUAUUUUGAAUGAAACCGCUACCCCGGUUGUUUUGACCAUUCAGAAACACAUCUCGAAAUUCCAAGGUAUCACCUCAGCCAACAUCCUCACCGUCGACGCUGCAUUUAUAGCGUCGCUGCCCCGACCAGCGUCUCCACUCAACACCUGGGGCGUGACUUCUGAAAGUGCCGCCGUCGUGAUAUACACCUCAGGAUCAACCGGUACACCGAAGGGCGUGGUCCUCACACACGGAACUAUAUGCACCAGUAUCGAGAGCCACGGCGCAAAGCUGCAAAUGGGUCCUCAAACUAGGACAUUACAAUACUCCGCGUACGUAUUUGACCUCAGCAUUCUCGAAAUCCUGUCCACCCUUCGUUUCGGCGGUUGCGUCUGUGUCGUUUCCGAGGAAGACCGCGUCGAUAUCAACAGUCUUACUACGAACAUGGAGGCUAUCGGCGUUAACAUGGCUGUCCUCACGCCUACCGUCGCAGGGCUCAUCGAUCCUCGCACCGUUCCGACCCUGUCAACGCUAGUCCUAGCUGGAGAAGCCGUUCCUCCAAGUGCUGCUGAGACCUGGGCAAAGCAUGUUUUCCUUUACAACGGGUACGGACCGGCGGAAUCCACGAUCCUUGCUACAGCAAAUGGUCCGAUUGUCCACAAAGAGCGAGCUCCUAGUGUCGGCCAUGCCCUGGCUGGCGCUAUCUGGGUGGUUGACACAGAGGAUUACAACCGCCUCGCGCCGGUUGGUGUGGUUGGUGAGCUUUUGCUGUCGGGCCCGUUGAUUGCUCGUGGCUACCUGAGCGACCCCGAGCGCACGGCGCAGUCCUUCAUCACCGAUCCUUCAUUUAUCUACAAGCAUGGCUUCAACGUAUGGGCUGGCCAGCGCAUGUACAAGACUGGCGAUCUGGUUCGUCAAGAUCCGACCGAUGGCUCGAUUACAUUCGUUGGCAGAGCAGAUGGUCAAAUCAAGGUGCGUGGUCAGCGUGUUGAGGUUGGCGAGAUCGAGUACUGGAUUCGCCAGAAGUUCAACGCCCAGACUGUUGCGGCGGAUCUCAUCGGCGCGAAUUCGGGCGACCCUUCUGUGGUAGCAGCCAUAGAACUUGACAAGAAUGCUUCCAGCAACGAGACUGCUAUCUUAGACUCGACGGGGCCCCUCAAAGACUCGUUCUUCCAGCUACAGGCAGCUCUUGCCAAAGCUCUCCCAUCAUACAUGGUGCCUUCAAAGUACAUUCCUGUCAAGAACAUGCCACUUACUGCCUCUGGUAAGCUUGAUAGAAGGUCACUCCGAGCAUUGCUAGAGGGUCUUACGGAAGUUCAGCUUGCGGAGUACAGUCUAGAUGAAGGUGACCAUGUUCCGCUGUCCACUGAUAAGGAACGACGCUUGGCUAGCCUGUGGACUGAAACUCUUAACGCCUCCAAGGAGGUUGGUGCCAAUACCCAUUUCUUCCGUUUCGGCGGCGACUCUGUCACUGCUAUGCGACUGGUUGCUCUUGCGCGUGCUGCAGAGCCUCCCAUCCUUCUAUCUGUGGGCGAUAUAUUCAAGCAUCCAGUUCUGGCAGAUAUGGCGCAUGCUAUUGAGGGCCUCAACUCAGCCGGUACUGUUGAGGCUGAGGCUGAUGUGACACCUUUCUCCUUCUUGUCCGAGGUGAACAUCAAUAAGCAGGCGUAUCUGCCACGGAUCGCAUCGCAAUGUAAGGUUGAGUCCGACGACAUCGAAGACGUUUACCCCUGUACCCCUCUGCAAGAAGGCCUCAUGGCCAUCACAGCCCAACAGCCUCACGCGUAUAUCAGCCGCUGGGUCUUCCGUCUGGAUGACGGUAUUGACCUGUCACGGUUCCGCGACGCGUGGGCAUCACUAGUUGAUCUUGCUCCCAUCCUUCGCACUCGCAUUGUUCAAGAUUCUAGGAAUGGCGGGAUGCAAGUUGUCGUCCGGGACAAUAUAGCUUGGAACGACGUCGAAUCCGAGCUUCAGGCUUAUAUUGCGGAUGACACCGCUUGGACAAUGGGUUUCGGUAAUGCAUUGAUGAGAUUCGCAAUUGUCACCAGCGGAUCAGCGCGCUUCUUCGUUUGGACGGCUCACCACAGUACGUACGAUGGAUGGACUGCAAGAAAGCUGAUGGAGGCUGCCUUCGCAAUUUAUUCCGGCAACUCUGCCCCGCCCUUCCUUCCGUUCACACGCUUCGUUCAAUACCUAGAAUCCAGCUCUAUCGACGAUACCCGCGACUACUGGCAAUCUCAGCUUGAAGGUGGAAUGGGCCCUAGCUUCCCUGAGGUCCCAAAGAACUACUCUCCUGGCCAGGUCGAAACUCAGACCUGUCGCAUUGCCGCCGGCAAUACCAACGAAUUCACCAUCUCCACGCUGCUCCGGGCGACAUGGGCUCUUAUCCUCUUCCAGGAAACCUCAAGCCAAACCGUGGGUUUCCCGACAGCGCUUUCUGGUCGUACGGCUCCAGUCUCUGGUAUUCUAGAUGUGAUGGGCCCUACGAUCACGACUGUUCCUGUUCGCGUUUCUGUAGACCCAGCCCAGAACCUUUCGGCGUACCUUGCUUCCAUCCAACAGCAAGCCACGGACAUGCUGCCAUUCGAACAUACCGGUCUUCACAACAUUAGCAAGAUGGCAUCCGUGCCUCUCAACUUCCAGCACCUUUUUGUCGUUCAGCCGGCAGUCGAUCGCCUUGACCAGAGCAACUCCGGUUUCCAAGGGGUUACCCCGGUGCCUUUUGAGACAUCAGGCUUCCACAACUACCCUCUUGUUGUCGAAUGCAGCACUAGCACGAACAACACUGACAGAUCCGUCGACGUGCAACUCCAGUUCGACCCAGCUGUUCUCUCUGCUGAGAAAGUGACGACCAUUGUUGAACGCUUCACUCAUGUCUUCCGACAACUACAAGCUGUUGCUAGUGGAGCCAUAACUCAGGGUACUGUAAGCGACGUCAGCUUCAUGACUCCAGAAGACCUCGGUCGGAUCCAAGAAUGGAACCAGUUUGAUGACAGAAUGGCCAUGGCUGAUUCAUGCAUUCAUGAACUCGUUAAACAACAACUCCUGUCUCGUCCCGACGCCCAAGCGGUCCAUUCCUUUGACGGUCACCUAACCUACCAGGAAUUGCACAAUCUCGCUGCUCGACUUGCGUCCCAUCUCGUCGACAUAGGUGUUGGUCCUGAGAUCAUGGUUGCUACCAUCUUUGAAAAGACCAAAUGGGCGGUUGUCACCUACCUCGCUGUCCUCAUGGCGGGAGGUACAAUUGUUCCCAUCAAUCACCAACAUCCUCGACAACGCAUGCAAGCAUUGGUUCAAAACAUCGGCACUAAGGUUAUCUUGACAUCGCAGAACCCCGAACGUCUUGAAGGUGUUGUUUCUGGGCCUGUCCUAAAGGUGGACGAGGACCUUCUUGCUCACAUCCCAGCCGCCGACAACACCUGUCCGACCGUGCAACCUACCGAUCCUGCAUUCAUUAUCUUCACCUCCGGAUCCACGGGUACCAGCAAAGCCGUCGUUCUGCAACAUGGUGCCAUUGUCUCGAGUAUGGUCAAAGGCCACGGCUCGUUCUACGCGACCCCCGAAACACGAGCUCUCCAGUUCUCCGCCUUCAACUUCGACAUCAGUAUCGCUGAGGUAUUCACGACCCUCUCGUUCGGCGGCUGUGUGUGCGUCAUCUCAGAAGAUGACCGUGUCAGUCGUCUCGGCCAGGCAAUGGAGGAAGCUGCUGUCAACUUCGCCAUCCUCACCCCUACCAUUGCUAGCCUCCUCAAGCCCGAGCAUGUCCCGAGUCUCAAGAAGAUGCUGCUCGUCGGUGAAGCCCUUCGUCCCGAGGUCGCUGCGCCGUGGGUCCCAUCUCACGUUGAACUGUUCAACGCGUACGGUCCGGCCGAAUCCUCAAUAUUGACCACUUACAGUCGCCGCAUCACGGAUAUUGCGCAAGCACCAAACCUUGGUUUCCCCUUGGCGCAUAGCAACCUAUUUGUUGUUGACCCGUUCAACUACCACAACCUUCUUCCUGUUGGCACGGUUGGUGAAUUGCUCAUUGAAGGACCCCUGCUUGCGCGUGAAUAUUUAGGAGAGAAAAAGAAGACAGCUGAAGCGUUUGUGACCGAUCCAGCCUGGCUGCAGCAAUUCGACCUUGGUCCUGUCUCGGGACGAAGGCUCUAUAGGACUGGAGAUCUGGUGCAGCAGAAACUGGAUGGUUCGUUUGUUUACCUGGGUAGACGCGAUACCCAGGUCAAGAUUUAUGGUCAGCGUGUCGAAAUUGGGGAGAUCGAGUAUUGGGUCAAGAGUAACCUGGCCGGUGUUGGUGAGGUUGCGGCAGGAUUGUUCAAACCUAGCGAUUCCGAGGGCGAGCCUCUUCUCGCUGUUGCAAUGGAGGUCCCGUCCAGCUCUAGUGCAUCUGGUCUGCUCCCUGUGUCCGACGACCUGCGCGAAGCAUUCAGUAAUCUCCGCCAUGAUCUUCUGCAGGUUCUACCUUCGUACAUGGUCCCUCAACUAUACCUACCGUUCGCCAGACUGCCACUUACGGACUCUGGAAAGCUGAACCGACGCGCAACCUGGGAUGCCGUUCAUACUUGCGACUCGGUGUCUCAGUACUUCCUUGUGGACGAUGUCAAGGUGGCGCCCUCUACUGACACCGAACGCCUACUCCAGGGUCUAUGGGCCAUGGCAAUCAAGAUUCCCGCCUCUUCCAUCGGUGCAAAGGAUGACUUCUUCCGCUCCGGUGGUGACUCGAUCUCUGCCAUGCGACUUGUGGCGAGUGCCCGCGAACACGCUCAGCUUUCUUUGAUGGUCUCUGAUAUCUUCCGUCAUUCAAUCCUAUCCGAUAUGGCGGUACUCGUCGAUCAAACUCGUGCAGACACUCCGGCCGUGACGCCAUACCAACCGUUUUCCACAUUGCCCGCUGGUUCUAGCGUGCGAGACUCCGUCAAACCUCUUCUCUCCAUAGCUGGAGAGAUGGUCGAUGUUACCCCCACCACAGACCUGCAAUCUCUCGCAAUCGCCACGUCGCUGCGGCCCUCGCGCGACCUUAUGGCGUAUGUUAGCAUUGAUGGGGAUGGCGUUCCUGAUGUCGCCCGUUGGGAAGCUAGUUGCCUGGAGCUGGUUGAACACCAUGACAUCCUGCGCACUGCCUAUGUACCCUACGACGACCAGCUCCUUCAAGUCAUUCUCAAGGAAUAUGCUCCCGGUGUCACUCACUACGAGACCGAUCAGUCUUUGGAAAACUUUAGCAAGGAACUAAUUGCGCAAGACAUGCACCGAGCCCCUCGACUUGGCCACCCCUUCCUCGAGUUUGCUAUCAUAACCUCCCUCCACGAUAACAAGCACCGUGUUAUGUUCCGACUCAGCCACGCCGAGUACGAUGCCAUCUCGCUGUCGUACUUUGUGAACACCCUCCAGGAGAUCUACAACCGCAAGACAGUCACGGAAUAUGUCAGCUUUCCUCGUUAUAUCUCCAACCUCUCCCACCAGAACACCAAGCCUAGUCGCGAGUACUGGCGGUCGCUUCUCAAGGGCUCAUGCAUGCCUGCAAUCUCAUCAUCCUCCAAAUCAAGGCGUCUCCCAUCCCGUCAAAUCUACCACGACGCUCGACGCGUCAGCCUAAAAUCUCUUCCGACUGGAAUCACACUGUCUACAAUCGUGCGUUCCGCGUGGGCGCUGACUCUAGCCGAGCACGUAGGCAACCCGGACGUCCUCUUCGGCGAAGUCGUCUCCGGCCGCAACGGCGACCCCAUCGCCGAGAAAGCAGCGGGGUGUUGCGCGAACACAGUUCCCGUGCGGACAGUCAUCGAUUCGUCCUGGAACGCGCGAGAUCUUGUGGGAUCCGUCCAGCAGCAACUAAUCUCGCGUCUGCCUCACGAAUUCCUUGGGUUCCGAGACAUCAUGCGCUCCUGCACUGAUAUGCCUGCGGGUACCGUCUUCAGCUCGCUCCUCAACCACCUUGACGGUGCUUCCGAAUGGACGAUGAAUACUGACGACGGCAAAUACAAUGUCUCCGUCGCGAAAACCGAAGGCGCUGGUGACGUUUCCGAUGUGUCGAUUACCUCGACCGCCGGGGCGGGAUACGUGGAGAUCGCGAUGGCGUAUCUUGAGGAUGGGAUCACGGCUGCAAUUGCCGAUAAUCUGCUGAGCCGUCUUUGUGAUACAGUCCAUGCGUUUGGCAAUGGCGAUCUGAGCGCGAAAUUAGGCGCUAUUCUCCCCGUCUCUGUCGAUGUGCAAAAGGGGCUGCAGGAAGCCCCUGAAGGACCCGUGUUUGACGGUGACCUGGUUGAUGCGAGUAUGGUUGCGUUCGAACUCCAGAGGAGAGGUCAUAAAGUGACCGUUGAUGAUGUUGUGAAGCAGGGCCUCGGAGCUCCAGCCGUUUGA
Messenger RNA from Aspergillus mulundensis, 20856 nucleotides. Its product is annotated as Non-ribosomal peptide synthetase. The transcript has a single exon. Gene Ontology annotation, molecular function: phosphopantetheine binding; catalytic activity. The record is from RefSeq and is a predicted model, not a curated record. Gene Ontology annotation, biological process: secondary metabolite biosynthetic process; amino acid activation for nonribosomal peptide biosynthetic process. Gene Ontology annotation, cellular component: cytoplasm. Bases 1 to 20856 code for a protein of 6951 amino acids. NCBI's taxonomy places the organism in Eukaryota, Fungi, Ascomycota, Eurotiomycetes, Eurotiales, Aspergillaceae.